AUGGUAGCUAGAAAAUUCUUCGUUGGAGGAAACUUCAAAAUGAACGGUUCUCUCACUGAGAUUGAAACCAUCAUUGAACGAAUCAAUGAAGCCAAGUUUGAUGGAUCAACCGAAAUCGUCGUCGCUCCUCCCGCGCUUUACUUGCUCAAAAUUCAAGAAGAGUUGAAAGCUCCUUCUCAAGUCGCUGCUCAAAAUUCUUUCACAGAGAAAUCAGGUGCUUUCACAGGUGAAAUCUCUCCUAGUCAAUUGAAAGAUGCGAAUGUCCAUUGGGUAAUCCUCGGUCAUUCUGAAAGAAGAAGUUUAUUCGGUGAUACCGAUAAACUCGUCGCUGAUAAAGUCAAGGCCGCUAUUGAGAACGGACUAGCAGUAAUUGCAUGUGUCGGUGAAUCACUAGAACAAAGAGAGGCCGGUGAAACCCAAGAAAUCGUUGAGCGACAACUUGAAACCAUCGCCAAGGAAAUCUCCGAAUCUGAAUGGAAAGACGUUGUCAUUGCAUACGAACCCGUUUGGGCUAUCGGUACCGGUAAAGUAGCUACCAAAGAGCAAGCUCAAGAGGUUCAUGACCAAAUCCGAAAAUGGCUCGCUAAGAGAGUAACUCAAUCUGUUGCUGAUCAAACUCGAAUCAUCUACGGUGGUAGCGUCAACGGCAAGAACUGUGCUGAUCUCGCAAACGCACCUGAUAUCGAUGGUUUCCUCGUCGGUGGAGCUUCCCUCAAACCUGAAUUCAUCGACAUCUGUAACAGUCACAAGGCUUAA
Messenger RNA from Kwoniella shivajii, 756 nucleotides. Its product is annotated as triose-phosphate isomerase. The transcript is spliced from 7 exons. Lineage: Eukaryota; Fungi; Basidiomycota; Tremellomycetes; Tremellales; Cryptococcaceae. Gene Ontology annotation, cellular component: cytosol. The coding region runs from base 1 to 756 and encodes 251 amino acids. The record is from RefSeq and is a predicted model, not a curated record. Gene Ontology annotation, molecular function: triose-phosphate isomerase activity. Gene Ontology annotation, biological process: gluconeogenesis; glycerol catabolic process; glycolytic process.